AUGGAAAUACUAAAAAAGUCAUUUGCACCUCGAUCUGAUCAAGGAGAAACAAAACAAUCUUAUCUUAAUUUAAUUUAUGGUUAUACUUUAUUCGAUGAAAAUGAUGAUACUAAUUUAACUGAUAAUAGUUCUAGUUCUGUUAGCGAUAAUAAUAUUAUACCAAGUGGUGGGGCCCGUCAAUAUUGGCAAUAUGCCCACAGGCAAUAUCAUCAACAUAUGAAAAGGGGAAGAAGAAAAAAAAAACGAAUGGGAGUAAAAAGAAAAUAUCAACAAAAAAAUAAGCAGCAGACUAAUAAUUCUGAUAAUAAUACGAUUGAAUACUUGCCUGCUAUUGAUCCUGAUGGUUUAAUACUAAAAAUUCGUGCUGCUAUUUUUUUAUCUUUGGAUGAGCUUUGGACUGUACCUUCAGAUUUGGCUUUAACUGCAUCUAUUCUUGAUCCAUGGUUCAAAACCUUCCAAUGGGCAUCUGAACAAUUAAGAUAUGCGAAGAAAUUACUUGAAAAAUCUUAUAUUGAGUUGAAAACAGCUAUUGACUUAUUAAAUUUAAAUAAUUUUUCAAAUGAAAAAGUAAAAAAAAAUGAAACAUCAAUGAUUCACGAUGAUGAUGAAUUCUUUAGUCAAUUAAAAACAAUACCUCAACAAGCAUUAGAUUUAAUUGAAUUAGAUGAACAAUAG
This is a messenger RNA of Dentiscutata erythropus, 675 nucleotides long. Lineage: Eukaryota; Fungi; Glomeromycota; Glomeromycetes; Diversisporales; Gigasporaceae. The record is from the annotation of a GenBank genome assembly.